UGUCCACCAAUCCUCUCUGGUUCUUUGUAAUACGAUUCGGUUCCUUUCCAUCUUUUGGUCGGAUUUGCAGGUACUCUAGAACUGGCGGAAAUACUGGAAGAGUCCAAGUCAAAGAACGAAGGGUUGGUGAUAGCCCUUUAUGAGGCCAUAAGAUCUCGAGACGUGCGAACGGUGCACCAGAUCCUAGCCCCCGAUUUGGAGUGGUGGUUUCACGGUCCGCCUACAUACCAGUUCUUGAUGCGCCUUCUCACUGGCUCUGGUACGACGUCGGAUAAGGAAGAGGAAUCAUCCUUCGAGUUCGUCCCGUUCUCGAUUACCUCCUUUGGCUCCACUGUCCUCGCCGAGGGCUGUGACCGCGACGGCAAGAUCUCCUGGAUCCACGCCUGGACUGUCGCUGAUGGGAUAAUCACCCAAGUCAGGGAGUACUUCAAUACUUCUCUCACCGUCACUCGUUUUGGGAACUCCGAUCCACGACCUUCGGUGGCGGAAAUUGUUCCAUCGCAUUGCCCCUCCGUCUGGGAGAGCAGCCUGUCCGGUCGGGCCGGGAAGUCCGUGCCGGGUCUUGUCCUGGCCAUUUAAGGAUACUUCUGAUCCGGUGCUGCUGCGGCACUAGCUAAUAAAUAAAGCGGCGGCUGACGUGUCGGGUCUUGGUUGGUUGCAAUGUGAACCCAGGGCCUUGUUUGUGUGGGCUUUUAAAGGUUGUUUGCUGUGUCGUUUGUUUUAUUUUACACUGUGAGAGUUGUGUCUGUGUGGGCUGGGCCGAGAUGGGGAUGCUCCACUGGUCAUGUCCUCUUGUUAAUAUCGUGUGGUUCUCUUAUUAUGCAAUAAAAAUGGAUGUGCGAGAUUUUAUGAUGAA
Messenger RNA from Tripterygium wilfordii, 856 nucleotides. Its product is annotated as senescence associated gene 20-like. The record is from RefSeq and is a predicted model, not a curated record. Lineage: Eukaryota; Viridiplantae; Streptophyta; Magnoliopsida; Celastrales; Celastraceae. The transcript has a single exon. The coding region runs from base 238 to 579 and encodes 113 amino acids.